Molecule: messenger RNA, 2984 nt
Organism: Oncorhynchus gorbuscha (pink salmon)
Lineage: Eukaryota; Metazoa; Chordata; Actinopteri; Salmoniformes; Salmonidae
Product: protein FAM102A-like
Exons: 12
Coding region: 283-1428 (381 amino acids)
Source: RefSeq, a predicted model, not a curated record
GUUACUGGUGGCAUGUCAGUUGCAUUUUUUCCUAGCUUUAGCUUGCGAUAUGUGGAAAAGAGAUAAAAUGUCAUGAUAGAAGAAUUAGAGGUUGUUUGAACAGAAAAGUGCCUGACAAAUGUAUUGCUUGUUCUACAAUGUAUUGUACUCCAAGAUUUCAAGACUGGUCAGUAGUUAGUCAAGAGCAUUUGAGUCAGCAUCGUAUCAAGCACACAGAAGAAAAAUUUGUGAGGUGCCAAUACACACUGUGGUCGGUCUCAAGGUCCAUUACAAUACCCUUCAAUGGCUUUUUUUGCAAAAAAGAAGAAAUUCAAGUUUCAGACACAUUUGACAUUGGAGGAGCUGACUGCAGUGCCUUUCGUGAACGGGGUAUUGUUCUGCAAGCUGAGAUUGUUGGACGGUGGAGACUUUGUUGCAACUUCAUCAAGAGAGGAGGUUCAGGAGAACUGUGUUUGCUGGAAGAAGAGGUUUACCUUUGUGUGUAAAAUGAGCACCAACCCCACAACUGGAGUGCUGGAUCCCUCCAUCUGUCGGGUCUCUGUGCGGAAGGAACUCAAAGGAGGAAAAACAUAUUCAAAGCUGGGUUUUACUGACCUCAACAUGGCAGAGUUCGCUGGCUCGGGCUCUGCAGUCCGCUGUUGUCUGCUGGAGGGAUACGACACCAAGAAUACUAGGCAGGACAACUCCAUACUGAAGGUGACUAUUGGGAUGGCCCUCCUAUCUGGAGAUCCGUGCUUUAAAACUGCCCCCAGCACAGCCAAGUCCAUCUCCAUCUCAGGCCAGGACCAUAUCCUGCAGCUGGACUGUAAGGGGGAGGGCACUGGAACCCCUAACCGGCCCACUUCUCUGGGCCGGUCCAUGAAGCCCAGGCCCUCGAUCAUCAGCUCAGGUCUUCCAGAGGAGUCAGACCAGACCCAGGCAGCUAGCCCAGGGGAAGUAUUCCAGUCGGGGCACUCUCGCAACUCCAGCUAUGCCAGCCAGCUGAGCAGGAUCUCAGGCUGCAGCACAGAGCACUCCUGCUCCUCUAGUAUGUCUGACCUCACACACAGGAGGAACACCUCCACAGGAAGCGGCACAUCUGGGGGCCUCAGUGUGACAGUAGACACUCCAACAGAGGGAGAGAGGCCAGGGAGACCCCCUCGACCCCCUCGGCCCGUCUUGCCAUCCAACAGACCCCCCAGGAGGAAGCAGGAUUCCGUGGAGAGCCAUCCCUCCUGGGUGAAUGACACCCGCAUCGAUGCCGACGAUAUUGUUGAAAAGAUCAUCCAGAGCCAGAACUUUGCUGACAUAAGUAACACUGAAGACAGUAACCUGCGACUGUUUGUCAGUAGAGACGGCACCACAUCCCUGAAUGGUUUACUGCGCAGUAACAGGGUGUGUGCUGGUGUGUAUGAGCAAGUGGUGAUAGAGAGCCAUUACGACUGGUGAAGAUUAAUUUUAAUUGAGGCCUCUGCAAUGAAGCUUGUGGACUAACUCUAAAAAUAUAAUGCAGUCAUCCUGGAGCACUGGCUGAGCUGGGAGCCAUGAGGAGGACAGUUUACACAAGUAUUAAUAACUAUCGGACAAAUGUAGUACUUUAAAGAAAAUACCAAUGCAUUUUUUUAUACGCUACUUUGUAAUGUAUUUUUCCCUUACAUGACCCAAGGCACCAGACCCUCUCUGUGAUGACCGUGCUAGUCUCGUCACCACUGAAGGAGACCUGGUGAUGGAGAAAGUCCUCAGCACUGUCUGACUGGUGUUUGUCAAAUUUAGACUGUAGUAUUUUGGCUCCCUCUUGUGGAGAAAUGGCUUACUGAGGGAUCAGUCUCUUUUAUUCAACCAACUAUCUCAAUGGCAUACUCCCAGGAUUCCUCUCCGCUCGUCCACUCGUUUCCUUCUCAAAACCCAUUGGAUGAGAAAGCCAGAGGUCCCUCCCUUCUGACCUUCUCUUCCAAAGGGGUUUGAGAAGGAAACGAGUGAAGAUUAUGUCCCCCAAAAACAGACAUCUCCUAUUCUGUCCAUUUUUUUGAAAAUCCAGAUCUCAAGGAACUGGAUAGGUGUAGCAGUUUCGGGAAGUUUUAUAUGCUAUAAGUUCUAAACCCAUUUGAUGGUUAUUUGGUGCAAACACCAGAGGUAAGAAGCUAGGUGUUGUUCUCAGAUUUGUACAUACAUAUUCAACAUACUUUUACACUAGUAGAUGUCUCCAAACAUGAUCUUAUGAAGGAUCAUGAUUUGUUUGUGUUUUCCAACCAGCUGGCUGGUUUGUUGUAUUUUUUAAAUUGAUUUUAACACUUCAAAUAUGGUGAAAAGGGUCCCUGUUGUAUUAUAUAUUUUAUAGAACGUCUCUCUCUCUCAUGUAUAAAAACUGUUCUCCUGCAUAACCUGAAUGUUAACUGUUAACCUUUCGAAUACUAUGUGACUAAAAUGACUUGUUAUGGACUGAAUGCUUGUAGGUCUGAUACACUUGUUCGGCGUAAACUUUUUUCAAUGUGCUGAUAACUAUCAUCUAUAAGUAGUCUGCCUAUGAAGACUGCCUUAAAUAAUAUCAGUCUGUGUACAGUGCCUUCAGAAAGUAUUCAUACCCCUAGCUUCCUCCUUUUCACUCUGUCAAUUAGGUUAGUUUUGUAGAAUAAUUGCAAUGUUGUUGGUCAAUCCUCAGUUUUCUCCCAUCACAGGCAUUAAUCUCUAUAACUGUUUUAAAGUCACCGUUGACCUCAUGGUGAAAUCCCUGAGCGGUUUAGUGCCUCUCCAGCUACUGAGUAAGGAAGGACACCUGUGUCUUUGUAGUGACCUGGUGUAUUGAUACAUCAUCCAAAGUGUAAUUAAUAACUUCACUAUAUUCAAUGUCUGCUUUUUAAUUUUUGCCCAUCUAUGAAUAGGUGCCCAUCUUUGCGAGGCAUUGGGAAAACUCCCUGGUCUUUGUGGUUAAACCUAUGUUUGAAAUUCACUACUUGACUGUGGGCCCUUUAUAUAUAAUUGUAUGUGUGGGGUACAGAGAUGAGGUA